Hevea brasiliensis (rubber tree) is the source of this 2322-nucleotide messenger RNA. RefSeq names its product ankyrin repeat-containing protein ITN1. Lineage: Eukaryota; Viridiplantae; Streptophyta; Magnoliopsida; Malpighiales; Euphorbiaceae. The record is from RefSeq and is a predicted model, not a curated record. Gene Ontology annotation, cellular component: plasma membrane. The transcript is spliced from 3 exons. Bases 67 to 2292 code for a protein of 741 amino acids. Gene Ontology annotation, molecular function: protein phosphatase 1 binding; protein phosphatase regulator activity.
CUUCUUAAUUUCUUUCUCUGUGUCUGGUCAGUUUUUUUUUUCCUUUUUUUUCUGAAGCUUAGGAAAAUGAAUCCAAGGCUUUCAGAGGCCAUUUUGAGAAAUGAUAUACUUGCCUUUAAAAGAUUAGUUCAACAGGAUAAAAGAGUUCUUGAACAAAGAUCAGCUAUUUCCUUGGACUCAACAUUGCACCUGGCUUCAAGAUUAGGCCAUAAUGAAUUGGUCGCUGAAAUUGUUAAGUUUCGUCCCGACUUUGUUGCAGCAGUGAAUAAGAGGCAGGAGACUUCAUUGCAUGCAGCUUGUCAUCAAGGGAAUUUUGAGGUCGUAAAGUUGCUAUUGGAGACCGAUCCUUUGGCGGCUACUAAGCUCAACCAUGAAAACGAGAGCGCCUUUCUAAUUGCUUGUAGAGAAGGGCAUCUCGGUGUGGUGAAGCUUAUGUUGAACCAGUCCUGGUUGAUGGAAGUUGAAGAGGAUGCUGCAGCUUAUUCAACUCCUCUGCAUGUGGCCACCUUGAGAGGCCACAAUGAUAUUGUAGAGGAGAUACUGGAAAUGAGGCCUAAUUUCGCUCAAAAAACCAACAAGAAUGGAUUUUCUCCAUUGCACUGUGCUUGUAGCAAAGGACAGCUUGAGAUAACGAAACUGCUAUUGAGCUCCGAUCUAGAUCUGGCUAUGCAAUAUAAUAACCAUGGCUACACACCAUUGCACCUGGCAGUGAUCAAUGGUCAUUUAGCAAUCCUUGAAGCAUUCGUUUUUAGUUCUCCCAGUUCGCUUCAAUGUCUUACAAAAGAUGGGGAAACUGUUCUUCAUCUUGCUGUUAAAUUCAACAGAUAUAAUGUGAUCAAACGUUUGGCACAGGUUCCUGAUUUCUCUCAUCUUCUCCACCAGCAAGACCAGGAUGGUAACAACAAACUGCAUCUUGCAUUCUCCAGAGGAGAUCAUCAGCACGCGAAGUACAUCUUGAACUCAACAGUAGACAUUGAUUGUCGGAAUGAUAAAGGACAAAAAGCUUUGGACAUCCUUGAACUAGCUGGAAUAGAAACAAAGAACAAGCAACUCAAACAAAUGUCAAGCACGGCAAGUGAUGAUCGGACCAUGGAAUUGUCAUCUGUUUUGCCAAAGCCUGAAAAUCUCAAUUCUGAAGAAGCUCAGAAAGUUGAAAACUCUGAUUCUGAAGUUCAAACACUUGAAGACCCCAAUCCUGAAGAAGUUCAGAGACUGGAAAAUUCCAAAGACGCAAUUGAGGAAAGAAUCAGAAGUCUUCUUCAGCAUAGGAGUCAUCAGAAAUUAAGAAUGAUAACAAACCGAAGUAGAACCUUGCCAACUGAAAUGCCAUUACUUUCAGUGGAGGUUGAUAAUUUGCAUACUCAGAAUAUUACAUCAAAAAGUCUCAGAGAUGUGCCUGAAAAGAAAUUUGUGAAUCAUUAUGAGUCUAGGAGAUAUUCAUGUAAAAGUGUUGCUAAAAAAUCAAAUGACCAGCCAACAACUGAUGUUGGAAUGAAUCAGGGAGUUGAUGCUUUCAAUCAAGUUGAACUUGGAUCCUCGCCGCCAACCCAAUUGCAUCAACAUAAGAGUGCAAUCCAAACACGAAGGAAAGAAAUGAGUGAGCUCCACAAUCACCGCAAUAAGCAAUAUGAGAUUCAUAAGGAAGCAGUACAAAAUGCUCGAAACACAAUUGUGCUAGUAGCCAUUCUAAUUGCCACGGUUACUUUUACUGUUGGGUUGAACCCACCUGGUGGGUUCAAUCAAGGAGGAACAGGUAAAGGGCAAGCAGCAGUUGGCAGAAAAAUGGCAUUCAAGAUCUUUGUAAUAAGUAACAGCAUUGCAUUGUUCACAUCCUUGUGCAUUGUAAUUAUCCUGGUGAGCAUAAUCCCGUUUCAGAGGAAAAAACUAAUGAGGCUGAUGAUGAUCGCUCACAAAGUCAUGUGGAUCGCUGUGUCUUUCAUGGCAACAGCAUUCAUCUCAGCGACAUGGGUGAUCAUGCCACAUGCUCACAGAACAGGAUGCAUGCUUGAAGUUAUCUUGGCCAUUGGUGCUGGGAGCAUGGCAACUGUGUUUAUCUAUCUGGGAAUUGAGUUAGCUAGACAUUGGUUAAGGAAGUCGAAAUGGAAGAGGCAUAAAGAUAGAAAAACCAAGAUUGUGGCUGUUUGUAUAGAAGACGAAUCACAACCUGAUAAAUCCAUCACUGGAGCAAUCCAGCCUCAACCUGUGCAAUUCAACAAUGAGGGAGGCACCCAAUCAGAAUCCUCCAAUUCGGAUGUUGAUAGUUCAAAAUCCUUCGGGUAUCAUACAUACUAAGGAAAUAGAUAAUGUUAAAUUACCAGUGAA